GAAACAGUCAGAAACUCAACAUGACUUCUGCGUCUAUUUUAGCGGUAAUAACGGCAGGAAUUGACAGUGUCAAUUGGCCAAUGUUGAGCCGCAAAGAGAGUGAGGACUAACUGUUUAUUCAUAGACACAUGUCAUUAUGUCACAGCGGUAUUUUUUUAAUUUUUUUGCUCUCAUGCCAAGUCGCGACAAAGCAACUAUCACACAGUCGUUCUCCUUUUUCCUUGGGUCCUUCAUUUUCAUCUCUUUUUAUUCGUAAUCUCGUCUAAGUUUGGGAUAGGUACUCUUGACUAGAAAGCCAAGCAAGGCAGUGCAAAAAGGAAGGUUUCCCAACCGCCGCACGUAUCACAUCCUUCUACUGGUCUCUACAGUGACUACUUGAGGUUUCUCUUGCUACAUACGUAUCAUACCCACCUCAUCUCGCCGAUCUGUCGUUGUUCGCAAAAGUGGGCUCUCUUGGUACUGGUCUGGUGUUUCUCAAGCAGGGAUCAAAGGCAGGACUGCGCAAGUCGUCGCAGAUCGCACUAGGUUAGAUCUUGUUCUACCUCAUCAAGAGCACAACUCACUUUUGUUUCUUCUUUUUCUUCGGCCUGCUUUGCCUACAAGAACUCCCUUGAUCUUAUACCACUUUAAAUCGACGCGGGCCCGGCUGCAAUAGGUGGACCUUGAGCUCCAGUUGUAAAGCUUGUUGCGACUAGCGAGCUCCCUCCUAUCGCCCUUUCAACUUAUCCUGCGCCCUACCAGAGAUAUUCUCUCCUGUCACAAAUUCUUUCAGGAUCAGAUUCCCGUCAUGACGCUCUGGAGCUCAGUACUCGCGGCUCUGGCUUUGACUUCCAGUCAUGUAGCAGCCCAGACAGUCGAUUUAUCAGCGUCUUCAGACCUCACUUUCAUUGGAGGCACACGAACACAGAAAAUUACACGACAAACCGGUCCUCCCACAGGCGCAUAUUCUUCCUACGCCUCUAAGAUCACACUGCAGGGCUCCAGCGACACCGAAUCGGACGAACUCACGAGCACCCUCACAGGCCUUUUCCCCACAGAUGCCACAGAUAGCACUACCAUUACCAGCAACCUGACAGAGACUGGCACAGGAACCGCCACAGCGAAUGGUACCUCGACUGCCACCACGAAAGCAAAGCCUACAAACACACAGCCCUGUAACAAUUAUGUCGAGCUUUGCAAGCGCAAGUACGGCAAUAUCACGAUGGUUGGCUGCCACAACUCACCCUUCGUAAGACCGGGUAACUCUGGUUCUAACCAGGAGCUUGAGGUUGAGACACAACUUAAUGAUGGCAUUCGCUUCCUUCAGGCCCAGAUCCAGUUCCCUAGCAACUCAUCAGUGCCACACUUUUGCCAUUCGACCUGUGAUCUUCUUGACGCGGGUCCCAUCACCGACUGGCUAACCAGAGUACGAAAGUGGGUUGACGACCACCCAUACGAUGUUGUCACGAUUCUUCUUGGAAAUGGAAACUACUCCCACCCCGAUCUUUACGUACCGUACAUCAGAGAGACCGGCAUUUUGAAGUAUGUCUACCAAGCGCCUUACCUCCCGAUGGCCCUUGAAGACUGGCCCACUCUGGAAGACCUGAUCAUUCGUGGCAAGCGAGUCAUCAUGUUCAUCGACUACGUGUCGGACCAGAAGAAGUACCCCUGGCUUCUCGAUGAGUUCACUCAGAUGUGGGAGACUCCUUUUGAUCCCCUGGAUCGCGACUUUCCCUGCACUGUCCAGCGACCUCCCGACCUGAGCGAGAAAUCAGCGAAGAACCGCCUGUACCUCAUGAACCACAACCUCAACGCCGAGUUCAACGUCUUUGGUGCCGAAAUUCUAGUCCCCGCUGUGGCACUACUCAACGAGACUAAUAACGUCACGGGUUAUGGCAGCCUGGGUGUUGCGGCCAACAACUGCCGCUCUGACUGGGGUCGGGCUCCCAAUAUUCUCAACGUGGACUAUUACAAUUACGGUGGUUUCCCUGGCUCUGUCUUUGAGGUUGCUGCGCAGAUGAAUAACGUGACAUAUGACCGUGACAGUUGUUGCGGUACCACGAGCCUAGCUCCACAUACAUAUCAAGCUGCGUCUAUGACAGCUUUGCUAGCUGUAUUAAUGUCAGCGUACCUCAUGUUCUAAAUGUGAGCAUGGGAUACAUGACCGCAUUUCUUACUGGUUCUGUUCGCAUAGCAAUAGAAGCGUAUUGAUUUUUGUUUUGCAUAGACUGGAAGUUUUGGGAUCAAAGACAUAUGGGCAGGUUCAGUACUCACCACAAACUUAUAAUUGAGGACGGGGCUCUUGGGAACGUAUCAAAUUCUCGUUUUCUAAAUAUAAAUUCUUAUUUUAGAUCAAGUUGAUUUACCGUGUAGCUCGCCCUGUUCAACUUUGGAAUCGGUCUAAGCCAGCAUGAGUAUCUACGUCAACUUCGAUAGGCAUUCUCUUUUUUCCAG
This is a messenger RNA of Fusarium odoratissimum NRRL 54006, 2433 nucleotides long. RefSeq lists its product as uncharacterized. Gene Ontology annotation, molecular function: phosphoric diester hydrolase activity. The transcript is spliced from 2 exons. The record is from RefSeq and is a predicted model, not a curated record. Bases 788 to 2122 code for a protein of 444 amino acids. Gene Ontology annotation, biological process: lipid metabolic process. NCBI's taxonomy places the organism in Eukaryota, Fungi, Ascomycota, Sordariomycetes, Hypocreales, Nectriaceae.